This is a messenger RNA of Clarias gariepinus (North African catfish), 2964 nucleotides long. It is a transcript of the gene cln6a, whose product is annotated as CLN6 transmembrane ER protein a. The transcript has 7 exons. The record is from RefSeq and is a predicted model, not a curated record. NCBI's taxonomy places the organism in Eukaryota, Metazoa, Chordata, Actinopteri, Siluriformes, Clariidae. Bases 127 to 1020 code for a protein of 297 amino acids.
GUCACCAGGAAGAGGUGUUUGUUUACGGAAGUAAUGUUCUUUUAUUAUUUAUUUUAAACAAUACUGUUACAGGACCGAAUCCUGCAAUAAUUAAUUAAGCACAAAGUAAUUGAAGGAGUUAGGGAAAUGAUCCGGAAACGGCAAAGAGGAGAUGGGACAGCGUCGCACUUUUUAGGCAUGAGAGAAAAAGCAGCUCCUCCACCUGCUCAAUCCCAGUUCCACCUGGACCUCUGGUUCUCUUUCACUGUGCAGAACUGGAUCCUGGACUUCGGCAGGCCGAUAGUGAUGAUUAUUUUGCCUCUGGAAUGGUUUCCCCUGAACAAGCCGAGUGCUGGAGAUUACUUCCACAUGGCCUACAACGUCAUUACACCGUUUUUGCUGCUCAAACUGAUGGAGAGAAGUCCUACCACGCUGCCACGCACUGCAGUAUACCUGAGUAUUAUUACAUUUGUCAUGGGUGCCAGCAUCCACCUGGUGGGAGACUCCAUCAACCACAGGCUAAUCCUCAGCGGCUACCAGCUCCACCUGUCUGUCCGAGACAACCCCAUCAUGAAGGACCUCAAUCCUCCCUCUCUGAUUGACUCGUUCGAGCUGCUUUAUUACUAUGAUGAGCAUCUAGGACACUCCAUGUGGUAUGUUCCGUUCUUCCUCAUCCUCUUCCUCUACUUCACCGGCUGCUUCACACAAUCCAAAGAGGAGAAGAUGCCACACUCGGGUUGGCUUCUGCUGGGUCCUAGUGCUCUCUAUUACUGGUACCUUGUGACUGAAGGACAGAUUUUUGUCCUCUACGUCUUCACGUUCUUUGCCAUGGCCGCCACAGUCAUGCGUCAAAAACAAAAAGGCUACGUGCUGGACAGUAAUGGUCGCUUCCUGCUUUACAACUUUAUCAUUACUCUGGUCCUGGUGAUUGCUUGGGUUGUCUACCUGUGGAAUGACAGCGUCCUGCGCAAAAAAUACCCCGGUAUCAUUUACGUACCGGAACCGUGGUCUUAUUACACAUUACAUAUCAAGGGCAGUUAGUAGGAGAUAACAGGUACAUGGUUAAGAGUCAUGUUGUUGCAGUGAAACAUCGUCUUGAAGUGGUUUAAAGUGGUUUAUGAGAGGAGAGUGACCUGUAAUAAAGAAGUGUGAUAUAAUAAAUGGAAAGAUUAUGUUCCACGUUAACGUAAUUAUUAAAGGAGCAGUAAGCAGUAUUUUUAAACUUUGCUUGCAUUGGGAUAAAUAAUAAUUAUAAUAAGUAUAUAAUAGUUAAUAUAAUAAUAAAUUCAGAUAAGUUAUUUGGUCACUGUCACAAAGCAGCUUUGCAGAAUCAAAAGAAAAUUAUGGAAGUGUAUGAAAUAUUUCGAAUGCAAGCAGAAGGUUCCUUAUUGCUACCUUGUACUCUGAUUAGUAUUUCAGCAAGCGGUUAUUUAUCCUAAAGAUGAACAGCUCUUUAUUUUUGUACUGUUGCAAAGAUUGCAGAAAAUCAGCUUCUGUAAAAAGUUCCUGAGUAAAACAAUUCACAAUUGCCUCCAGUUUUUGUUUUUUAAUUAGUAUAUCAAUAUUGAUCACUUGCAAAACUUCACAGCACCAAAAUAAAAGAAUUUGCAAAGAACCGUUAAAGAGGUCAAGCCUUUGCAUUCAUCCUUGCAAUGAUAAGACAAAUAAAUUUUUAUUUUAAAAUAAUUACAGAAUGAAUAUCAUUAAAUAAUGUUUAAUCACAUUUAGAUAGAAAGUAGCAAACUUUUAUAUAAUUGAUAUGAUCACUUGAUGUUUUUGUUGUUGCUUGUUCUUACUUAAGGAACAGGGAAAGUGACUAGUAUUAAUUACACUCAGUAAGUUAAGGGUGUGCAAACUUUUAAAUGCAACUCGAGCGUAGCUAAAGGCAAUCAUCAGUAAGUUUUAUUGUGCUGUGUUCUGUGUGUAGAUGUGUGGUUUAAUGUAGUUUUACAGAUCAUUGUUCAGAGAAAUGAAUUAUUCCUGUGGUGUGUUUUGUUGAGAUCUUUGUUUUACCCUUAACACUCAAUUAUAUUUUUUGUUGCAACUCCUGGGUCGAGGGUUCGAUUCCCAUCUCCAGUCGGUGGAGUUGGCAUGUUCUCCCUGUGCUUGAGUUUUCUUCUGGUUACUCUGUUUUCCUUUUAAAGUCCAAAGACAUGGAAAUUAGUAUAACUGGCAUUUCCAAAUUACCACUGUGACCCUGUACACAGGACAGAGAUAUAUAGAGGAGAGGAGCAGUAUAACUAAAUGAAUUGUAUAUAUAUAUAUAAAAAAAAAAAAAAUUCCCCAGUAAUUUAUAUUCAUCUAUAUAGGAGAUAAAUUAGUGAAUGAAUGAAUAAUAUUUUAUAGGUUAUGUUUUGAGAAGUGUAACUAUUAUUCUUGUUAUUCUUUAGAAUUGUUCAUGCACAUUCACUGUUGUCAAAUGAUUAUAGUUUUUGCAGAAUGUUUUAUUAAAAGAAGCGUACUGUAGUGCUGUACUGUAAUGUAAUAAACUGUGUUAUGAAUUUUUAUUGAUCCAUGAUGACAACUAUUUGUGGAUAAAUGUUUAUCUAUGGGUACUUACAAUAAAUCUACACACCCGUGAUAAUACAGUAGGAAGAAUGUGAUGUAAAACCAAUUUAAGUAUUGUCAGAUUUUUUCACCUUUAAUGUGAUACAGCAACAAAGUAUUACAGUAUAAAAAAAUAAAAACAAAGAAUAGACAAUUACUGGCAUUUCCAAAUUAUGUGAAAAAGUUUAUACCUUUUAACGAAGUGUCUGUAGAUUAAAAUGUUUUAUAUCCAGUGUAUUUUCUUCAUCUUAUAUUAGUAAUUUUUUUAUACCAUAAAAAUCUUGUUAUACCAUAAAAAUCUUGUUAUAAAAAAACUGAUCUUGAAUGUAUUGUGUAUGUAAGUUAUGUGUGUUACAUUUCCUACAAUCCUUCUGUCAUCUAAUUAAUACCCUCUUUGUAAUUGUCUAAGUACCGUGUUUUAGCCGUAUGUACUUUCCC